Molecule: messenger RNA, 921 nt
Organism: Rotaria sordida
Lineage: Eukaryota; Metazoa; Rotifera; Eurotatoria; Philodinida; Philodinidae
Source: the annotation of a GenBank genome assembly
AUGUAUGCAAGCAAAUUAGCUAGCGAAGGAAUUCGUUAUCUUGGCAGUCUUCAACUACAUGAAUUGUGCCAACUUCAGGAAGAACUUGACACACUAUGGAACAAUGGAAAAGCGAUAGUAUCAAACAAUCUAUACGAUAAAGUGGUUGAUGGAAUCAAUUAUGAAAUCGCACAAUUAACCAAUGAUCCCUACAAUUUUGUUAUGACGAAAACCGAUUUAGAAGUGAAAGAUCUUGUUGAUUAUUUUAGUCAACGUCAAGCACAAGGACAAUCUCGCAUUGGUAAUUCUAUUUUGGGUAUCCUACAAAAAGAAUUAGCACUUCGAAAUGAUACAAUUGUUGAUCCAACCAUUCAAUUUCCUUCCCAUUGGACUAAUACGUCCCCAAGUGACUCAUCAGUGCAAUUGAUUCCACUCACUCAAUCAUCUCAAGAAUUUCAAGAGGUAUCUAAUUAUUUUAUUAAAUCACUUGGACGUCCAUCUACAGUGAUCUAUUCAAUUAUUCGAAUUCAAAAUAUUCGAUUGUGGAAUAUUUAUCAACAAGUACAACAAAAAAUUCAAUGUACUAGUACACGUCUUAUUCAUGGUACUGCUUCGUUAUCACAACAAAAAUUGAUUACUUUUCAUGGUUUCUAUUGGAGUUAUUGUCCGAACGGUCUCAUCGGUGAUGGGAUCUAUUUUGCUUUAAAUGCAAGCUAUUCAAAUAAUGAUCCAUAUGUGAUGAAAAAGACUCCUCAUCGGCGUGAACUUUUUAUUUGUCAAGUACUACUUGGACAAACGACACUAGGUAAAAAUGGUCUUCAAUCACCGCCACAAGGCUUUCAUGCAGUACACUUUUCCAAUACACAUCAGAUCGAUGAAUUUUGUAUUUUCAAUCAUUAUCAAGCAUAUCCUGAAUACAUAGUUCAAUACGAUUAUGAAUAA